Perca flavescens (yellow perch) is the source of this 2407-nucleotide messenger RNA. It is a transcript of the gene f11r.1, whose product is annotated as F11 receptor, tandem duplicate 1. The transcript has 10 exons. The coding region runs from base 207 to 1124 and encodes 305 amino acids. Gene Ontology annotation, biological process: intestinal absorption; regulation of membrane permeability; cell adhesion. The record is from RefSeq and is a predicted model, not a curated record. Lineage: Eukaryota; Metazoa; Chordata; Actinopteri; Perciformes; Percidae. Gene Ontology annotation, cellular component: bicellular tight junction.
AUUACCGGAAGUUACCUAUCUUGUUGUCACCUGGGCGGACUCCUCAGGUGAGAGCAAACGCAGACAGAAACUACGAUACAGUUGAGUUAAGAGUUGGGACAUUUAAGCGCCUAGUUGUUUAUUCGACGUAAGGAAGAUUUCUGAGCACUUUCUGUUACCUUUCCCAGGAGUAUAGUUAAAAACGGACGCAGUCGUGUUGCUGGAAAAUGAGCAAACUGGGCGACAUGCUUGUCAGCGUUUUGGUUUCGGUGUCUUUGUUCUUUUUCGCCGUGACAGGUGUAAGUGGCUUUACAGUCACCAGCAGCAACACCAAUGUGCAGGUGCCAGAGAAUCAAAGGACUGACCUUACAUGCACGUAUUCAGCCGACUUCGGUUCAAGCCCUAGAAUUGAGUGGAAAUUUAAGGACCUAAAAGGCUCACAGUCGUAUGUGGUCUUUGAUGGGAAACCAACAAAUCCGUAUGCCAGCCGGGUGACAUUGUACGGUGGUAGUAAUCUGAGAUUCUCCAAAGUGACCCGCACUGAUAAUGGAGUGUAUUACUGUGAGGUGUCUGGCACCACCAGCCAGUUUGGGGAAGUUGAGGUGAAGCUGACUGUUCUGGUGCCUCCAUCUCCGCCCUUGUGUAGGGUCCCCACCUCGGUGACAACGGGCGGGGUGGCCCUGUUGUCCUGCCAUGACACUGAUGGCUCACCUCCGCCCCAAUACAACUGGUACAAAGAUGGCGUCCUUCUGCCUGCUGAACCCAACAAGAUUUCUGGCUUCCAAAAUGCCACCUACCUGCUAAAUCCAGUCAAUGGCCACCUGGAGUUUCCGGCUGUAACCAAGACAGACUCGGGUCAGUACUUCUGUGAGGCUUCCAACAGUGCUGGUCCUCCUCAGCGUUGUGCAGCCAUGAAAAUGGAAGUCCGUGACUUAAAUGUUGGAGGAAUUGUUGCUGGGGUAAUAGUGGCUCUGCUGCUAGUGAUCCUGCUGGCACUUGGCAUUUGGUAUGCUGACAAGAAAGGAUACCUGCCCAAGAAGAAGGAAAGCAAACCAAAGCCCAGCGCAGUCUACCAGCAAACAUCAUUGCAUGGUGGUGAUGAAGAAGAUGGGGAAUUUAAACCGAAGUCAUCAUUCGUGGUGUAGUCUUCAAUGACGACAGGAGAAAAGUUUGGUUUGAUGUCUCUCAGCAUGGGAUUUUCCGGAGGUUUUUAGGGACGUCUUUAUUUUCUCCUAAAUUGAAGUUUUUAUAGACCAGUGUGAUUUGUUUGAGUUGACAAGACCUGUCUCAGAUACAUCAAUGUUAUGAGACCUCUUUCACACGUUGGUAGGUUAUUUUAAUAGAAUAAGCUGUGGCUACUAGUGACCCAUUUUAGCCUCAGACAUUUUUUCCAUCUAUGUUUGGAGUGUGUGUUUCUGUGUGCUUUGGAUUUACAAAUACAAAUGAUGCAUCUGCAUGUAAAGUCAUCAAAUCAAAUGUGCAGAUACUCCCAGCACUGGUAAUAGGCAAAAUCUAGGUAAAUAAGGAAAACGGAUAGUUUUACAGCCACGUUUUUAUUACAUGUACUGACCCAUCAACUUAAUUCCCUCCAGUACAUCUCUCUUAUCAGUCAGUGUAUCGAAGCUGAAACAUUGUGGGAGCAUACAUGGAUCAUAGAUUUGAGUGUCUCUGAGAGGUCUUUUUCUUUUAACAAACCCACAAAACGGUUGUAAUGUACAAUAUUGUUUUUCUAUUUAAGUUUGUUUUUCUUGUAAAUAACAGUUUUCAAAUUUGUAAUUUAGAACAAUUUGAAAAGCAGUUAUCUAAUCUUCCUGCCAUUAAAAUGAGCCUACUAUUGCUUGUAUGAUAUUAACAUUUUAUGUGCACAUUCUCUUUAACACAUGAUUUCUAGUCUAACUAGUACCUUUUUGUCUGAUUGUGUUGUCUGUGACAUAAGUUUGUAAACCUCUUAAUUACAUUGGCUAAGGGAAUUGGUAUUUAACAGGGUGUAGACUGACCGUUCAGUAAACCUUCUGUUGAAACAAACUGAUGUCAGCUGUGAUGCUGCACUUUAUCAUGAAUUGGAAACGGGAGUGUAAGGGUAAUGUGUUUUUUUUAUUUUUAUUUAAAUGAUUACCUGUUUUUUUCAUAAGGCAUUGGUUCUGACAUAAUGGUACUAAUAUUAGUUCUGUCUACUUUCAGUAAAAGUGCAUUAUUUAGUUUCAUUUGUUAACCACAAAUCCUCAGGUCCAUGUGUUAAAGUGGUUGAUGAGGUCAGACAUCAAUAUAUCAUGAGUUUAUAUAACCUCAGGUACAAUAUUUACAUUACAAACGCUAGGUUUUCUACAUUUCUUGACUUUUCCUUUUGUAGAAAAUUUUAAAACUGAAUCAGCUGAUGAUUGUAACUUUGCUUUAUGUAUUUGUUAAUAAAAUGCUGUUGAUAAAUCAA